Messenger RNA from Drosophila montana, 635 nucleotides. RefSeq lists its product as uncharacterized. Lineage: Eukaryota; Metazoa; Arthropoda; Insecta; Diptera; Drosophilidae. The record is from RefSeq and is a predicted model, not a curated record. Bases 1 to 522 code for a protein of 173 amino acids. The transcript has 4 exons.
AUGAGUUUAAUGCGUCUGAGUUUAAUAUUCACAAUAAUAGGCAUAAUUGGCAUAACUGCCCAUGUUGAGUUCAACAAUGUAAAGUGCUCGACUAAGAGCCCAGAUUUUCUCAAUUUCGAAUAUUGCUUUCUCAAAUCCAUAAAUCGAACCUACAAAUAUUUGUCGAUCAAAUGUCAUUUCUCUCAGUUGCCCAUUACGAAUGCUUGGAUGACAUACAAGGUUAUAAAGCGUGACAGCAGGAACAUCUUUGAACGAUUUAAUGCCACGAUAGAUGUCUGCAAAUUUAUGAAAGAUCGCGGCAAUCAACUUGCCAACAUUAUAUUCAACGCAUUUGCAGAUUAUACAAAUAUUAAUCACACCUGUCCCUUAAAUCACGAUGUUAUAUUGGAAAAACUGCCAGUUCAGCAUGUGAACAAUAUGGUAGGGAAUAUAUUUCCUAAUGGCCGCUAUAUAUUGAAUCUAACCUAUUAUAUAUCCCAUAUUCCUCGAUCCGAGGUCAUUGUGUACCUAACCAAAUCGUAAAAUUGUGUAAAUGUUGAAUUGUCAAUUCCUCAAUAUGUAAACCUGUUUGUAAAUUGCCAAAAACAACUCUCAAAAUUGUCAGUUUAAAAAAGUUGUUUAUGUUACACAGACAA